UAUUAUAUUAGUAGCAGAAUCAGUUCAAAGAUAUCGGAAGCAAUUUGAUGAAGCUCUUCAUCAUCGUUACUGUACUGGUCGCCCUGAUGGCGCUUGCUUUGGCCGGACCCCAUCCGGACCGUCGUCAUGGACCAAUGCCGGAAUCCCAAGACGAGGGCCCAGCCCCACCGGAUCCAAGUGGACCACCUGACACCGUAACGGCGCAAGGGUUUGCGGGAAGAUAGGUAAAAAAACAGUUCAAUUCAGUUGAAGAACAUUUCAAAUGGUGACGAUGAAUAAAGAUUAAAUUUAUAACGCA
This is a messenger RNA of Culex quinquefasciatus (southern house mosquito), 298 nucleotides long. RefSeq lists its product as uncharacterized. Lineage: Eukaryota; Metazoa; Arthropoda; Insecta; Diptera; Culicidae. Bases 48 to 224 code for a protein of 58 amino acids. The record is from RefSeq and is a predicted model, not a curated record. The transcript has a single exon.